AGCUAAGCACUGAUGGCGGCUCACAGUUUGCUCCCGGAUAUGUACUGAAACAAAUUUAAUGGCGUCUGAUUGGACUUUUUGCUCACUUGGCCAUUUGUCUGGAGUCUUGAGAUUAACGUCGAAGCAGUCGAGCACAAGGGUCGUGAGUUCAAAGCAGGAAAAUUUGUUGUAGAGCUCGCUGGAUCCAAGGCUAACUGGCUUCCCAGUAAAAUACAAGUCCUAUUAGCUUGUGAUCUCAGAGGUUUGUUUGUAUGCGUGGCUACACACUUUAAAACAGCGAAAAGAUCACUGAUGACGUUGGACAUUUUAGUUCUUUUGUGACAGCGGCUCGCCGGUCCAAGUGCAGCCGAGUCACCGUUUGCCUGUUUCUCUGGUUUGGCUAACGACGAUUGAGUUACUUUGGAGAGCAGACAAGCAGAGGGAAGUGGUUAGCCAACCCGAUUAGCUGCAGCCGUAAGACUAGUUCUUCUAAAGUCAUUGGUCUCUACUGGUGUUGUCUGAGUCUCUUCUAUGAUUCACCUUUGCGCCAAUACUCCACUGUAAACAUGUUGAAGACACGUCAGUGUUUACUAGGAAUUCGCACUUUCCUUGGAGUGACGUCUAGAUUAUGGAGUUUCAUUUUAUACAUACUCAGGAAACAUCUACGAACGAUAAUCCAGUACCAAACUGUGCGUUAUGACACAUUACCUCUCUCCCCUGUUUCCAGAAACAGACUCAAUGCAGUGAAGAGAAAGAUCUUGGUGUUGGAUCUGGACGAGACUUUGAUUCACUCUCACCAUGACGGCGUCCUUAGACCUACAGUAAGGCCUGGUACACCACCAGACUUCAUCCUCAAGGUGGUAAUAGACAAACACCCAGUCAGGUUUUUUGUCCAUAAAAGGCCACAUGUCGAUUUCUUUUUAGAAGUGGUUAGUCAGUGGUAUGAGUUGGUGGUGUUUACAGCUAGUAUGGAGAUUUAUGGAUCGGCAGUAGCAGAUAAGCUGGAUAACAACAGGAGUAUCCUUAAACGAAGAUACUACAGACAGCACUGCACUUUGGAUCUAGGUAGCUACAUAAAAGAUCUGUCUGUAGUACACAAAGAUCUCUCCAGUAUAGUUAUUUUGGACAACUCACCUGGAGCUUAUCGAAGUCACCCAGACAAUGCAAUACCUAUAAAGUCAUGGUUUAGUGACCCAAGCGACACAGCACUUCUCAACCUGCUCCCAAUGUUGGAUGCAUUGAGUCGGCUGUCCCCACUGUCUUUUCAUUCACUUUCUAGGUUUACCUCAGAUGUUCGCUCUGUCCUCAGUCGAAAUCUCCACCAGCAUCGGCUCUGGUGAUCCUAUCAGUCGGGCCGGUUUCUUUUCUGGUCUCCUUGUUUUUACACGGCUCUGCCCACUAGGUAUUAGCCUCUUGAACUGUAAGCCCUCAUCAUCAUGUGAGCUCACUUAAGUUAUGUGGACUCCUCUGAGGAAAUGCAAUGAGAAGACAUGGGAGGACAGAGAGGAAAGAUACACAUGAUGGAGAAGCUAUUACAAAUAAACUCAAAACAAAUGGAGAGGCCACAAUUUUUUCUUCAAUUCUUUUUCCUUCAAAAAUGGACACUCUACCUUACAGUUGUUGGAUCCAAUGUGUGCAUGUUGGAGUAUUUCUAAAUAAAAGGGGGAGAAUGAUUGUGAUUCCCAUUUUACCUUACUUUUUUGAGGUAAAUAAAGAAUCAAUGAACAGGUUAUAACUACCGGUCAGUUUCCACAAUUCAUUAGCACUUAUUUCCAAUUUCUUUAAUAUCUGCACUAGUUUUUUUAGUUUCACAUGACCAUAGCACAAGUGGUAACUUUCCCAUAUUAUCUUCUCAUUCUCUCUUUCUUUCUAAGCUUCUCUAAUUCCUCUUUCUUUCUGCCAUCUCAGGUAUCUGAUCCACUUCUUUAUGUUAAAGGGGUAGUUUACCCAGUAAUUAAAAUUGUCAUCAUUUACUUGUUCCAAACUCGUAUGACUUUCUACUAUGAAACACAAAAGCAGAUGUACUGCAGAAUUAAAGCCACAGUCACUAUUCACUUGAAUUGCACCUUUUUUCAAACAAUGAAUGUGAAUGAUGAGAGGCUAACAUUCUGCCAUCAUCUCCAUGGAAGAAAGUCAUAUGGGUUUGGAACAACACAUGGGUGAAUAAAUGAUGACAGAAUUUUAUUUUUGGGAUGAGUUUUUCCUUUAAGUGCUGAGGUGCUGUUAACACUCUGUGGUCAAGAUAAAAUAUCAGCAGAAAUAAAAAAAACAGCAGGAGAGAGACAACACAUUCAUAUCCAUCAUUACAGCUUAUGGUGUUGAUUUUCUGUGUAGCGGUAUGUUUAACUGGCUCGCAUGUGAAAUCUCUGGAUAAAUUAGUGAGGUUUUAUCAUCUUUUUGGAAGCCAAUUUUUUAGAAACUCUUCGACAUGGGUACAUCAGUCAUUGAGAGAGUGAAACUGAGCAACAAGGACUCUUAUAACUAAGUUCUAAUUAAGAAAUAGAAUGGAGCCUUUUGUCAACAACUGAAUGACAGUCUCCUACACAUUUUUGGUUACUUUAAAAUUAAUUUUAGAAUGGCUGAAUGUUGUACAGUGAAAUGAAAACAUACAGUGCCUUAUUAAGUAUUCAGACACUUCACAAGCACUUUUCUCAGUUUAUUGAUUUACAAAUCCUGCAUCAAAUGUUCUUUGUGAUGUUGAAUUUCAAAGCACUGAGGCUCAGAAUUACUUUAUUGGGAAAAAAAUUAAAUAUGUUGUUGGAAGAAGUAUUAAAUCCACAUCUUUAAAUAUUUUAAAGAACCAACUUUAAAAUAAGAGAAGGUAUGUAUUACUACCUCACAUAAUCAGUGGUGGCCCAUCAUUUUGGCCCAUAUUUCCAGGCAGAUGUUUUUUUUUUCUUAUUUAAUUUUUAAUAUGUGUUCAUUUCUAUAUAUAUAUAUAUAUAUAU
Myxocyprinus asiaticus (Chinese sucker) is the source of this 2927-nucleotide messenger RNA. Its product is annotated as CTD nuclear envelope phosphatase 1A. NCBI's taxonomy places the organism in Eukaryota, Metazoa, Chordata, Actinopteri, Cypriniformes, Catostomidae. The coding region runs from base 546 to 1319 and encodes 257 amino acids. The transcript is spliced from 8 exons. Gene Ontology annotation, molecular function: protein serine/threonine phosphatase activity. The record is from RefSeq and is a predicted model, not a curated record.